AUGGAAGAAAAGGAUAUUCUCGAUAGCGCGCGAAGCGUCGCGACGACGGGCGAGUAUCUCGCGUGGGCGCGACGGUGCGACGAGCGUCUCGAGUCUCUGAGGGCGAGAUGUCGAGAGGGACGUCGAGGAAGAUCCACCGGGACGAUCAAUUCCCUGAUCGCUCGAAUCGUUCGAUUGACGGGCGCGAGGGACGAUCUGCGUCGGCGUUUCGAACGUUCGGCAGGCGGCGGCGAGAGACGCGAGAGAUUCUCGUGGUCCGAGAUCGAGACGGCUUUCGCUAGGCGCGUUUUAACCGGCGCCGUUGUUAAUCUCGAUUACAUCGAACCCUCGCGGUUUCUCGAGGACGCCGGAGAUACGGUGCUCGAUCGAGUGCGCGACGCUAUGGGCAGAUGCGUCAAGGUCAACCAUACCGCGUUCAAUGGCGAGUUUGUCUCGAGCGACAAGAUCGCCGUUAAGACUGUCGCUACGAAGAAUCGUCCGCUUCUACCCACGUCCGAUUUACGAGAGUGGUACGAGAAUCACGUCAAUCUGUUGUAUCUUAGCGAUAUGACGCGACGAGAUAACGCGACGCACUUCGCGUGGAUCAAGAAUCUGUCUCGUCUCGUCGGCUCGCAAUUGAGCGCCCGAGGACACAAGGCGCAUAUAUGCGAUCGAUGCAUGCACUAUUUUCGAACGAGCGACAAGUUGUCGGCUCACAGCGAGGACUGCGAGAGAAUGAACGAGUGCGCUAUUGUUCUACCGACCGAGGAGGACAAGUCGUUAAAUUUUAGCAAUUACGAGAGAAAGGAGCGAGUUCCAUUUGUGGUGUACGCCGACUUAGAAUGCGCGCUGGAGAGGGAAAAGGAGAGGAGAACGCCGAACGCGUCGAUCGUUCAGCGUCAUAAGGCUCACAGCGUGGGAUAUUACGCGCGGUGCGCGUUCGACGACGCUAGAUCUAUGUACAGGGCGUAUCGCGGCGAGAGUUGCGUAUCGUGGUUUGUUCGGGAAUUGCGAGAUUUAGCUUUUCGCGCGAGGGAUAUUCUGAACACGGUCGCGCCUAUGGCGCCUCUCACGGCGGACGAGCGGGAGAGAUUUCGCGACGCGACGAGCUGUCACGUGUGCGAGAGACCGUUCGAGUCGAAGGACGCUCGCGUCCGCGAUCACUGUCAUCUGACCGGGCGGUACAGAGGUCCGGCGCAUUCUAGUUGCAAUUUAAAUUAUAAGGAGACUUACGUCAUUUCUGUAUUCUUUCACAAUUUAUCGGGCUACGACGCGCAUUUUAUCGUUAGAGACGUAGCUAAUGCUUUUCCCGGGAGCGUAGAGCUGUUACCUCUGAUGAAGGAAUCGUACGUUUCCUUUACGAAGAGCGUCGACGAAGCGUCGGGCGAGGGGGAAAGACGCGUGAAACUGCGUUUCGUGGAUUCUUUUAAGUUUCUAAACGCGAGUUUCGAAAAAUUGGCGUCUUAUCUCGACAAAAGCGAGUUAAAGAUCGCGCGGUCGGAAUUUCCCGAUCUCGACGACGCCGAUUUCGAACUUAUCGCGAGAAAAGGCGUGUUUCCGUACGAGUACGUCGACGAUAUCGAUAAGUUGCGCGAGACUCGUCUGCCGCCGCGCGAGGCGUUCUACAGUUCGCUGACCGGCGAUACCGUGUCCGAUAGCGAUUACGAGCGCGCGACGCAAGUCUGGGAGCGAUUUCGCAUCGAGACGCUAGGUGAAUAUAGCGAUUUGUAUUUAAAAUCCGACGUUCUUUUAUUAGCCGAUGUCUUUGAAAAUUUUCGCGACGCGUGUAUGAGGAGUUACGGUUUGGAUCCCGCGCAUUAUUACACGUUACCCGGAUACACGUGGGACGCUAUGUUAAAGUACACGGGCGUUCGCUUCGAGCUAUUAACCGAUAUCGAUAUGGUGUUGUUCGUGGAACGCGGAAUACGCGGCGGACUGAGUCAAUGUUCCAACAGAUACGCGCGCGCUAAUAAUAAAUACGUACAAUCGUAUAAUCCUUCGGAACCGUCGUCGUAUCUUAUGUACUUCGACGUGAAUAAUUUGUACGGAUGGGCGAUGUGUCAGUCGCUACCUUACGAGGAUUUUCGAUGGAUCGAGGAUGUUACGAGUAUCGAUUUAAUGUCCGUGACGCCGGAUUCGCCUAUUGGUUAUAUUCUAGAAGUCGACCUUGCGUAUCCGCCCGGCCUUCACGACUCUCACGCCGACCUUCCGUUUUGCCCGACGCGCGAUAAGCCGUCCGGAAAACGGCGGGACAAACUCCUCGCCACGCUGCGCGAUAAGCGUCGUUACGUGACGCAUUAUCGCAACUUGCAACAAUGCGUUAGACACGGGUUACGCGUUACGAGGAUACAUAGAAUAUUACGAUUCGCGCAAUCCCCGUGGUUACACGGAUACAUCGAGCUGAACACGCGAUUGCGCGUUAACGCGAAAAACGAGUUCGAGAAAAAUCUGUACAAACUGAUGAAUAAUGCCGUGUUCGGUAAAACUAUGGAAAACGUGCGUAAUCACUCGGACGUUCGAUUAGUGACUCGAUGGGACGGGCGAUUCGGCGCGGAAAUGAUGAUCGCCUAA
This is a messenger RNA of Cataglyphis hispanica, 2550 nucleotides long. RefSeq lists its product as uncharacterized. The coding region runs from base 1 to 2550 and encodes 849 amino acids. Gene Ontology annotation, molecular function: nucleotide binding; DNA-directed DNA polymerase activity; DNA binding. The record is from RefSeq and is a predicted model, not a curated record. The transcript has 2 exons. NCBI's taxonomy places the organism in Eukaryota, Metazoa, Arthropoda, Insecta, Hymenoptera, Formicidae. Gene Ontology annotation, biological process: DNA replication.